Molecule: messenger RNA, 753 nt
Organism: Fusarium subglutinans
Lineage: Eukaryota; Fungi; Ascomycota; Sordariomycetes; Hypocreales; Nectriaceae
Product: alpha beta hydrolase family domain protein
Exons: 2
Coding region: 1-753 (250 amino acids)
Source: RefSeq, a predicted model, not a curated record
AUGUCUCCUACUAUUUUGGCCGUACCGGGUGCGUGGCAUACCGUGGAGUCAUUCGAGCCCAUAAAAAAGAUCUUUACACAAAAGGGAUACCUAUUCGUCAGUCAAAACGCACCGGGGUUACAUGAUGCAAACGGCACUUGUCAAGAUGACGCUGAAUCAUUAAGGAGGGAACUCUUGCUCCCGCUUGUGGAGGAUGGCAAGGAUAUCGUCGUAUUGAUGCAUUCUUAUGGCGGGAUGUAUGGCUCACAGGCUGUUAGGGGCUUAAGCCACAAAGAGCGGGAACAAGUGGGCAAGAACGGUGGUGUAAUUGCCCUGAUCUACGUCUCGGCUGUGACGCCCGUUGAAGGAAAAACAACGUUGGACAUGAUGGGAACAGAUUCAAAGAAUCUUCCUCCAUGGGUUGAUUAUAAUGAGACAACGGGCUGGGUCAAGUUCACAGGAGCUAAAGAUACCAUGUACCACGACAUUUCAGACGCUGAAGCAGAGUAUUACAUUUCAUUGCUGAGAGAUCAAGCGUUGAAUAGUAUGAACACGCCCAUCACUUACUCUCCGCUGACAGACGAGAAUUACAAGGGAAAGGCAGGCUAUGUUAUUUGCGGGGCUGAUCGCGUGGUGCCCCCUGCGGGACAGGAGAUGUAUGCGGCUGUAGGGGGGAUCGACAGGAAAGUGACAGUUGAGAAGGCGAGCCAUGCGUUCUUUGCUACUGCGGCUGAGGAAACUGUCGAUGCGGUUCUCCAGCUGGUCGCCAGCUGA